Molecule: messenger RNA, 1689 nt
Organism: Mytilinidion resinicola
Lineage: Eukaryota; Fungi; Ascomycota; Dothideomycetes; Mytilinidiales; Mytilinidiaceae
Exons: 3
Coding region: 313-1242 (309 amino acids)
Biological process (GO): L-ascorbic acid biosynthetic process
Molecular function (GO): calcium ion binding; gluconolactonase activity
Source: RefSeq, a predicted model, not a curated record
CCUGCUUUGGUUUGUACAAUCACCCAAUCAGCCCUGGACCCACCAUUUCGACCACCUGGAACGACGAUAAGCACAAAAUGCCAGGCUGUGGAGUUUCCUCUACGCUAUUUGUUGCGCAAAUACGUACCGCUUACGACAGUCUUUGAGGCCCCGCGGGAAAUGAUUUCUCAGGCCGAUAACCGGCAUCUGGUGUCCAAAAUGGGGCACGCGGUGUCGGAAGCUAUGGACCGACGACGCGGAAGGUCUAGAGGGGCAGAAGUCUUUUCGACGACGAAGCUGCGACCGCAUUCUUCUAGAGCACCUGUCGACGCAAUGGGUGAGAUCAGGAAGUACACGAUUAUAGAGCCCUGGCUCAAGCUCUCCUGUGGGUUGGGCGAGGCGCCUUUCUGGGAAGAGAAGACGAAUACGCUACGCUUUGUCGACAUCAUCAAACAAGAACUACAUACCGUCGACCUCGCCAAAGGGUCCGCAUCGCAUAAGGUCGCGGCAUCUCUAGAUGUCUCGAUCGGGGUGACGGGCGAUAUCGAGGGCAAUGACAAGGAUUUGAUAUUUGGUGGAAAGCAUGGCUAUGGCAUCUUUGAUCGCGAGACGGCGUCGUACAAAUACAUUAAGAAGGUAUGGAGUGAGAAGGAGCUGAAGGAUGGUAAGGAUAAGCGCAUGCGGGCGAAUGAUGGGGCGAUUGAUAGUCGAGGGAGGUUCUGGGUGGGGUUCAUGGAUGACCCUCUGGUCAAAGAUCCUAUUGAUGAAGGUGUUUUGUUCCGCCUCGACCCAGACAUGUCCCUCCACCGCAUCCUCGAAGGCGUCACGAUCCCAAAUGGCACUACCUGGAGCGCUGACGACAAACACAUGUACUUCACCGACUCGCCCACAAGGAAUAUUUAUAUUUUCGAUUUUGAUGCGGAGACCGGCGCCAUCUCGAAUCGCCGCGUUUUUUUCAGAUGGGCUGAGAACCUGGAUGCGGAACCAGACGGUCACUGCAUCGACGAAGAGGGUUACAUGUGGAGUGCUUUCCACGGCUCGGGUAAGGUGCUCAGGAUAUCUCCUGAAGGCAAAGUCGCCGUAGAAAUUACAUGCCCAACACCUAACGUCACGUGCCCUGCUUUCGUUGGCGAGGACCUCGUCAUCACAUCAGCAGGAGGCGACGAGAACCCGGAUACGAUGGCUGGAUGCGUGUUCAAGAUCCAUGUUGGCGUGAAGGGCCUGAAGAAGUUUAGGUGGAAGUCCGGUACGGAGACAGUUUAGAGUUUGUUGAUGGAGGAGUCGGAACCCUUCGCUUUGUAGACGAGGUUCGAUCUUCGACAUGGUAUUUAUUUCAUCCCACACAUGCAUGGUUAGGGUAUGCUUAUCAUCACGAUGUGCUUGUCGUCGGGGUGAGCUUGUCGUCACGUUCUACACUAGCAUCAUCGCUGCUGUUUUCACGACAAAUGACUUAGAAACAGCAUGACGCGCAUGAAUAGCCAACAAGCCUCCAUACAGACGUUAACAUGGAUGAUCGAUGACUUUAUAGGUUUUAACAAGGAAAGUAGCAACAGUAAAUGGACGGAUGACUCUCCCUACCAUCUAAUACACGAUAUCUUCCGCGUGUCCCAAGGAUGUCUGGACAGAAGUCUUGGUGCACUGGCUGGCCGCAUUUCCAGCAGCUUCCCUGCACUACUAGGAAACCACAUCACAUAUACAAGUCUAUACAAC